Nycticebus coucang (slow loris) is the source of this 3318-nucleotide messenger RNA. Its product is annotated as prorelaxin H2-like. Gene Ontology annotation, molecular function: hormone activity. Gene Ontology annotation, cellular component: extracellular region. NCBI's taxonomy places the organism in Eukaryota, Metazoa, Chordata, Mammalia, Primates, Lorisidae. The record is from RefSeq and is a predicted model, not a curated record. Bases 1459 to 1998 code for a protein of 179 amino acids. The transcript is spliced from 6 exons.
UGACAGAAAACAAUCAGUAUUGACUAACAUCUAUACUGCACUUACUAUGGCACUGUACGAUAUGUUUUGUACAUAUUCUUAUAAUCACCUCAACAAUUUUAUGAGGCAGUAAUCAUUUUAUAAAUGAAGAAACUGAGGCACAGAAAGAAUGUUUUUAUUACUCAAAGCCAUAUUUGGCCAGAUCUUGGAUUUGAACCUAGAUAGUUUGGCUCCAGUGUCUAUGCCCUAAAAAGCCUGAACAAGGUUAGGCAUUAUCUUAAUAUUCACUGAUGCCUAACCUUGUCAAGGUUAGUAUAGUAUUCAGCUAUUCACUGAAUAGCUGUAAAAGAAGGUAAUAACAUCCAAAUAAUGGCUCAGCAUAAUGGCUAGAGAGGCGGGAAGGAGAAUUGAGUAGGAUGGUCACCUUUUUCUUUAGACUCACUGGGACACCUAUUUUUAAAACACUCCUAUUUAUACCUAUUCCUCCAGAUGCAAACCCUACAUAUAAUAUUAUAAUUCUCAUUCCAAAGAUAUAUAUUGAUACACAGUUUUUGCCAGACACUGUUGGAUGGAAUGUAGCUACAUAAGUGAAUACACAGACAAGACCCUGAAUCAUGGGCAGAAGAAUGUUCUAGCGAAGGAUGGGAGAAUUGGGGAAGACAACAAAUAAAUAUGGAGAUAAAAAAAGAUCAUUUUUAAUGGGGACAAAUGCUUCUGUGGAAAUGAAACAGGAUAAGAGAAUGGGAGGAUAAGGUGGUGCUAUUUUAGAGCUGAGAUUGAGCGACUGAUUCUCUGUAGAGGUGACAUUUGAGCUGAGACCUGAAUGAUGAUAAAUGAGUAAGCCUUUUGAAGAACAGGGUCAUGGGGAUAGGGAAGGAAUCUCUAGGAAUAGGAAUAGCCAGAGGAAAGAGUCUGAGAUGUGUGGUCAAAGAAUAGAGAAAAGUUCUGAGAGACUAGUGGGAGAUUAAAUCUGAAGGUGGGAACAAGCAUAAAUGUAAUAGGGACCCUGCUGUCAAGGAGCUGAUAACAUAUGGACAUGUGGAUUUGAUAUGAUUUUAGUUAUAGAGAACCUUGAGAAUCUUGGGCCAAGUCGUGAAGGAUGCAUAGAAGUUCUCCAUGUAGUCAAAGAGUUGAAGAGGAAAGGUUCAGUCAGAAGAAUUGGUUUACAAAGGGAGGACCAUGCAUACCCAAUCCAAGGAGUUGUUGCGGGUCCUUCAGUUUGGGGUAUCCAGUAGUGGGAUUGUUGGAUUGAAUGUUUUUGGCCGGGGCUGGGUUUGAACCCACCACCGCUGGCAUAUGGGGCUGGAGCUCUACUCCUUUGUGCCACAGGUGCCACCCUGAUUUUGACUUUUUAAUAAUGGCCAUUCUGAAAGGGUUUUGACCAAGGGACACAAAGAAAGAUUCAGCUGCUUUCUUGGGGUCCCAACAGGACCAGAAGAAACUCUUAGAACAGACACCUCCUUGGGAUUUUCUAAGGGCAUGGAAGGAGUCUGGCUGCUACUGAGCCAAUUUUCCAGAGCAGAAAUGGACGACGAGGAGGACAUGAACCAAAUUAUUAAAGCAUGUGGCCGCCAAUUAAUACGCAUUUGGGUUGAUGUUUGCGGCAAUUCAGGCAUGAGCAUGAGGUCUAAGAGCCAGAAAGAGCACCGGUGGGGAACUGGACCAUUUUCAGAAAUUGUGCCAUCAUCCUUCAACAAAGAUGCAGAAACUGUAAAUAUGAUGUCGGAAUCCAUUGCUAAUUUGCCACAGGAGCGGAAGGCAACACCAUCCCGGAAGAAUCUACCAUUACCAGAGCUACAGCAAAAUCUACCCACAUUAAAGGGUUCAGAUAUUAGCUUUGAAGAAGUUAAGAAUAAUAUUCAUAAUAAACAACAUGAAGCAGAAGAUGACAGUCCUUCAGAAUUAAAAUACUUAGGCUUCCGUACUCAUUCCCGAAAAAAGAGAGAUGUCUAUAUCCCACCAGUGAAGAAAUGUUGUGAAAUUGGUUGUACAAAAAAAUCUCUUUUUAAAUUUUGCUGAAGUGAAACUAGUUAUGUAUAUCUCAUCUAAUGUUCUCCUGCAUUCUUUAUGACAUUUUCACCAAUGCCUGUCUGAGGUCCUACUGAUUAUUUUAAUAUGAGAAAUCUUUACUUUUAUUUUGAUAAUUCAUUUCACCUAUGAGAAACUAUUUCUUGCAUUAUUGUAGUUUCUGUUAAUAACACUUUUUAUGCUGUGAUUGUGUUUGUCUUUUUUAUUAACAGUAUGAUUACAUUAUUAAUUUUUAAUGCUGCUAGCUUAACAUUAUAGUAAAAUAUGGAUCACUUUAACCAUACCUAACAUUAUAACACCAUUAAGUAAAAUGAACCAAAAUAUUUUGUUUUGGUUAGAUUUAAUGUUAGGUUGGACUGGAUAUACAUAAAGUCAUAAAACUUGGACUUUCCUAAAAGGUUUUAGAAUGUUUUGGUGUCAUAUUGAACUGCUUAUUACAAACAAUCAGGUUGGAAAUUAAAUGAAUUUCAUUAAGUUGAGGUCAUAUAAACUCAAUUACUUUUCAAAAUAGGGUUCUACUCUUGGCUCUGCCUCUGAAGAAAAUAAAAACUAUUGCUUUUUUUAAAGAGAAAAUUGAGUAGACAUCUACAGAAGAAAACAAACAAUUCAGUACCAUAUUAUAUCUUAGUAAUUAAGAAUUAGUUUACUAAGAAUUAGUUUACUAAGAGAACACACUUUAUAUUCACUAUUUUAGAAUUUACAAACUAUUUCUGUAAGAAUAAUAACUGAAAUGGUCUAAAAACUUGAUAGAAAAGUAAAUUUAUAUAGAUCUCAAAUUAGUAUUCAGCCAGUUUCUUCAACAUAUUAUGUAUGUAUUACACAUUUUCACCUACAUUUAUAAAAAAAAAUGCACUUAAAUGGCAAGUUCUUCUCCAUCAAAUGUCUGUAAACAGAAUUUUAAGAGACUGAGGCAGAAAUUCCCAUAUGCAACGAAUCAUAACCAAACUUCUAGGGUCUACUAAGUCAUCCUCGAGUCCUCAUAAAUAAUUGCAAAACGUUAAGAGACUGUAAGUCCCCUUGGAUAGGACCAGGCCAAGUGCUGUCUGACAUAAGAGAAUGAGAGCAAUAUAAUACCCAGCAAACUUACACCUCAGACAGGACAAAGAGGCCCCGCCAGAUGGAGAAGCCUGUCGCUCCUCCCAUAGAUGCUCUUCCACAGAAUUCAUGGAAGGCAGAACUUCUAAAAUUAGAAUCCACAUUUACUGCCUCUGAUGGCAAUGACUGCUUUUUAAGUGAUUCAUAGAUAAUCUGCAGUUAACUGCCUUCUAGAAACAGGGAAAUCAUUACUUGAAUCUAUUUCAAAUGCUAUUA